Messenger RNA from Brassica rapa (field mustard), 3200 nucleotides. Its product is annotated as cysteine-rich receptor-like protein kinase 17. Lineage: Eukaryota; Viridiplantae; Streptophyta; Magnoliopsida; Brassicales; Brassicaceae. Gene Ontology annotation, biological process: protein phosphorylation; defense response to bacterium. The record is from RefSeq and is a predicted model, not a curated record. Gene Ontology annotation, cellular component: plasma membrane. Gene Ontology annotation, molecular function: ATP binding; protein serine/threonine kinase activity.
ACACAACACACAUUAUCUGAAUAAUCAAAAGAAAGAAAAAAAUGGGAAAGAAGAGCUCUGUAUCAACCCUCUGCUUCAUACUCAUAAGCUUCAGUCCCAUUCUUGUUUCCGCACAAACUUGUAACAAAGCUGCUGCGACUUUCAAACCCAAAGUUCAGGACAAACUGAUAAACAUAGGGACGGGAAACAGAGUUACGGAUUUAUUGCUGCGACACUUGUUGUUGUUGAGAUCGUAUGCUUUAAAAUUUCUCUUUACUUUUGCAUCUGGCGAAAAUGGAAGCUGGAAACCUCUCAAUUUGGUUCGAGCCGUCUGUUUUUCUCAUGGUCAUGUGACAAAACUUGCUUCGCACGCUACUCGAACCGGGACAGAUCUGCAUCAGACCCAUUAGCCGAGAGAUUGCUGCAAGGUUCGUGUCCUUCGCUUGCUCUGUUGAUGAUGCAUUGAUCGCAAGUGUUAGUCCUCGUUGAAUCUGAAGCUAAAAUCUAUCCUUCUUUCGUAAACCCAAAAUGGUGUUAGUCCUCUAUGCUGUUCUCUUGCUUCCAAGAGUGGUUCAAGCCGGUUUCUUCAAAACUUGAUAUUUGUUCUUGACUGACAAGCAACUGAUGAGCCCUAAAGGAUAUUACUCUUGGUAACGGACUUAUAUAUUGAUAGACCGAAUGUAUUUUAUUAUUAGAUGCUACUGUUAAUAUGAAGGGGUAAAAGGUAAAUGUCCUAUUAUGUUCUAGUGGUAUUAAGUUAGGCUCAACUGUAUGUUAUUCUCAUUAAUUUCCCUCACCUACAAUCAAAGUUGACUUAUAAGAUUCCAAAAGUCUCCCACAAUAAUUCAAACUUGUCACCUUUCUCAUUAAUGUGCAUGUGCCGCCAUUCAAGUAAGACUAAUACAAACUCUUUUUUUUUUUUUUUUAAGACUAAUACAAACUUUUGAUAAGAACCACAUACUUUAACACACAAUCAUUAUCUAAAUAAUCAAAUCAAGAAAAAAAAUGGGAAAGAAGAGCUCUGUAUCAAUCCUCUGCUUCCUACUCAUAAGCUCCACUCCCAUUUUUGUUUCUGCACAAACUUGUAACGAAGCUGCUGGGACUUUCAAACCCAAUAGUCCAUAUGAGAAGAACCGCCGUCUCAUCAACUCUACUCUUGCUUCUAACGUCACGGCUCUCGCCGGCUACUUCAACGGCUCCAUCGGGGUAGGCCCUGACAGAGUCUAUGCAUUGGGGAUGUGUGCUCCGGAUGCUGAACCACAAGCUUGCUCCUACUGUAUCCAGGGCGCCUCAGAUAGUAUACUAAGUACCUGUUUGAACCAAACUGAUGCUUUCAUGUGGUCAGGUGAAGAGAUCUUUUGCCUUGUUCGCUACUCUAGUAAGUCCUUCUCUGGGGUCCUCGCCUUAGAGCCUAUUACACCGUUUUAUAAUCAAAAUGACAUAAGAGAGGAAAACCAGAAGGAGUUUGAUAGUGUCUGGGACGGGUUAGUGCUUCCUAUGAUCACAAGAAUCUCUUCCUCGGUUAGAAACAGUUCAUCUACUUCUUUAUCGUUGUCUGGUAAGUACUAUUCAAAGGAUGUAGCUCCAGUGCCGGUUUAUGGGAACAUAUUGGUGUUGCUGCAAUGCACUCCAGAUAUUUCUUCAAAGGAUUGUAGUCUUUGUCUAGAGACAAGCGUUGAUUACUAUAAGAAAUGGUUUCAUACGAAGAGAGGCACCAUUUUAUUGCGGCCAAGUUGCUUUUUCCGGUGGGAGUUGUAUAAUUUCUCUGGUGCUUUUGAUAAUAUUAAUGCUCAACAUCCGCCUUCACUGCCGCCUCCAAAGAGUCCUUCUGUAUCUAAUUUGACUAAUAUAACCAAGAAAGAUAAAAAGGUCUCAGUAGGUAUUAUCCUAGCGAUAGUUGUAGGUAUUGUUGUUACCAUAGUAUUGAUUUCUUUAGGCCUUGUCAUGUUCAAGAGGAAAAAGAAAAACCAAGACAUGCAACUUCCAACGGAAUCUGUUCAAUUUGAUUUCAAGACAAUUGAAGCUGCAACGAGCAAUUUUUCAGAGGCCAACAAGCUUGGUGCAGGUGGAUUUGGUGAGGUUUACAAGGGCAUUCUCAUGAAUGGAACCGAAGUUGCAGUAAAGAGACUGUCCAAAACAUCAGGACAAGGUGAGGGAGAGUUCAAGAAUGAGGUUGUUGUUGUUGCAAAACUUCAACAUAGGAAUCUGGUUAGACUUCUUGGGUUUUCACUACAAGGAGAAGAAAAGUUACUCGUCUAUGAGUUUGUUCCCAACAAAAGCCUUGAUUAUUUCCUCGUUGACGCUAGUAAGAGAAUUCUGUUAGACUGGACAACGCGACACAACAUCAUCGGUGGGAUCAGUCGUGGGAUUUUAUAUCUUCAUCAAGAUUCACGGCUCAAGAUCAUACACCGCGACCUAAAAGCUAGUAACAUUCUGUUAGAUGCUGAUAUGAAUCCAAAAAUUGCUGAUUUCGGAAUGGCAAGGAUCUUUGGAAUGGACCAAACUGUAGACAACACAUCAAGAGUAGUUGGAACCUUCGGUUACAUGCCACCUGAGUAUGUGACACAUGGACAGUUUUCAAUGAAGUCAGAUGUGUAUAGCUUCGGAGUACUGAUUCUUGAGAUCAUUAGUGGCAAAAAGAAUAGCAGCUUCUACCAGAUAGAUGGUUUAGUUAACAACUUAGUCACUUAUGUUUGGAGACUUUGGGAGGACAAAUCAUUGCCUGAUCUCAUUGAUCCUGGUAUUAAAGAAGACUGUAACAUCGAUGAAGUUGUUAGAUACAUUCAUAUUGGACUGUUGUGCGUUCAAGAAAAUCCUGCAGAUCGUCCAACAAUGUCAACGAUUCACCAAAUGCUCACAACAAGCUCUAUUACUCUGCCUGUACCUCUGCCACCGGGAUUUUUUUUCGGGAACAGAUCAGGAACGACUUCUUCAUCCCAGGGAUUGGAGCCGAAUCAAUCGAGCAGCAAGUCUUUUACUUGUUCAGUGGAUGAAGCAACAAUUACUGAGGUUAAUCCUCGUUGAAUAGUGAAGAUGAUCUGUUUGGUUUACGUUGUUUCUAGUUUCCACAAAGGCUGCAUGAGCAUGGAGCGGAUAUCCGGAAAAAUCUCACGUAUCUGUGAUCCGCUUCAUCUCGUACAAAUACUUGAGUUUUACGUAUCUGUGAUCUGCUCCGUCUCGUACAAAUACUUGAGUUUUUGAUCUGCAUUCGCUUUAUACGA